Molecule: messenger RNA, 363 nt
Organism: Schistosoma guineensis
Lineage: Eukaryota; Metazoa; Platyhelminthes; Trematoda; Strigeidida; Schistosomatidae
Source: the annotation of a GenBank genome assembly
AUGAAUGAAUUAUAUCCAAUUGAUGAUUAUACAACAUUACAAACAAUGAAUACAUGUAAAUGUUAUACACCAUCAUCUAUAAAAUCUACUACAUAUAAUGUAAAUCAUAAUUUCAAUGAUUCUAUUAUAAUACAACCUAUAAAACAUAAUACAUUACAAUUCAAUCAAUUGACUACUACUACUACUACUACUAAUAAUAAUAAUAAUAGUAAUAAUAAUCCUAUUUCAUAUUAUACAAGUUUAUCACCAAAAUUAAAGUCUGAUCAUUUCAUUGAAAAACGUAAAGUAAGAAUUAUGUCAAUGGAUGAGAAUAUUGAUCAUGAAAUAGAGAAAAAUUCUCCUUCUGAAUAUUUAACAACUUGA